This is a messenger RNA of Linum tenue, 273 nucleotides long. The record is from the annotation of a GenBank genome assembly. Lineage: Eukaryota; Viridiplantae; Streptophyta; Magnoliopsida; Malpighiales; Linaceae.
ACCGUCAUCCUCUACGACCUCGUCUGCGCCGGCAGCGUUAACCCCGACUACUUCGACUUCCACCGCUACACCACCCUCGAACCUUACGUCGACGACCUCCUCAACAUCCUCGACGCCCACCGCGUCGACCGCUGCGCCUAUGUCGGCCACUCCGUCUCCGCCAUGAUCGGUCUCCUCGCCUCCCUCCGCCGCCCCGAGCUCUUCUCCAAGCUCAUCCUCAUCGGCGCCUCCCCCAGGUCCCCAAUUUCAAAAUCCCCCUUUAAUUUUCAAUGA